AAUACUCUAGAAGAGUUUUCAUCAAAUAUAAGCUCCACUAUAAAAUCAUUCUUAUACUGAUAUAUCUGUUAGUUUUACAUUAGCUCGUGUCUAUCAAACCAUCAAGCAAUGGUACUACUUCCUGCGUUUUUAAUAGUAUUGUCAUUGGCGUUCGAAGUCAAUGCUAGCAAUUUUGGGUAUCCUAAAAGCUUGGUUCGGGAUGCUAACGGUCAACAGCACCUGGUGAAUCCGAAUCCGUAUCGUGUAGUCGACGAUUUCCUGGAGCCAUCAUUCAUUGCCGAAACCGACGUAUUCUUCAGAUUGUACACCAGAGCGAAUCCAGAAAACGAUCAGAUCUUGAAACCCAACGAUACUAGUUCGAUUGCCAACUCACACUUCGAUCCCGGUCAUCCAACGAGGUUCUUGAUUCAUGGCUGGAAUCAGAACAAUGAGUCAGAAUUUCUGGUCAAAACUCGCCAUAGCUAUCUCUCGGUGGAUGACUUCAACAUUAUUGCCGUCGACUGGGGUAAAGGAGCUCAAACAAUCAACUACAUCACGGCACGUUACCGUGUGGAACAUGUGGGACGCGUAACGUCCCAAAUGGUAGACACCCUAGUGAAAGCCUCUAGGGUUCCUCUGGACAGAGUCAUCGCAAUAGGAUACAGUUUGGGUGCUCACAUAGCUGGAGUUACCGGAAAGCAUCAGAUGGGUCGACUCAGUACAAUCGUUGGUCUCGAUCCGGCUGGUCCCCUGUUCACUACCAACAGUUCGGAUGGUCUCAAUCGGCAAGAUGCCCAGUACGUGGAAAUGGUGAGCACCAAUGCUCGCAUUUUAGGGUCUUACAGUCCCUUGGGUGCUGCAAACUUCUACGUCAAUGGUGGACUUGAUCAGCCCGGAUGCGGAAUGGAUCUAUUUGGUAUUUGUUCGCAUUCUCGAUCGUGGAUGUAUUUCGAAGAAACGAUUACGACUGGAGCGGGGUUCCGGGGUGUGCGAUGUGCAACGUUUGAAGAUUUCAAGGCAGGGAAGUGCAAUGCAGAAGGAUCUACAACAGCCGUCCGGAUGGGAGGAGAACCGUCAAACCAUGGACGAGGAGUGGAAGGUGUUUACCUGGUUCAAACCAAUUCCCAAGCGCCGUUUGCAAAGGGUUGAAGUUACGAAGGCUAUGAGUUAUUGAAACUGCUAUGUGACGAUAAACUAGUACAAAAAUAGGA
Messenger RNA from Aedes albopictus (Asian tiger mosquito), 1190 nucleotides. Its product is annotated as pancreatic triacylglycerol lipase. The transcript is spliced from 2 exons. NCBI's taxonomy places the organism in Eukaryota, Metazoa, Arthropoda, Insecta, Diptera, Culicidae. Gene Ontology annotation, molecular function: lipase activity. The record is from RefSeq and is a predicted model, not a curated record. The coding region runs from base 109 to 1128 and encodes 339 amino acids. Gene Ontology annotation, biological process: lipid catabolic process.